Micropterus salmoides (largemouth bass) is the source of this 1204-nucleotide messenger RNA. It is a transcript of the gene tnnt2c, whose product is annotated as troponin T2c, cardiac. NCBI's taxonomy places the organism in Eukaryota, Metazoa, Chordata, Actinopteri, Centrarchiformes, Centrarchidae. Gene Ontology annotation, molecular function: troponin I binding; tropomyosin binding; troponin C binding. Gene Ontology annotation, biological process: cardiac muscle contraction; sarcomere organization; regulation of muscle contraction. Bases 123 to 944 code for a protein of 273 amino acids. Gene Ontology annotation, cellular component: troponin complex. The record is from RefSeq and is a predicted model, not a curated record. The transcript has 2 exons.
UUGGGAGCACACAGAUAACUCUGGAAAAAGAUGUUAAGGACAUUGCUGCAAAUUCACUCCUGGCUUCUGUACUCAAAUGUUAGGUUGCAUGCGUUGUGAUGGAAAGCCUCUGAGGUACCACCAUGUCAGACACUGAGGAAAUUGUGGAGGAGUACGAGCAGGAGGAAGAAGAAGAAGUUGAAGAAGAGGAAGAGGAGCAGAGUGAUAACGAAGCAGAGAAGAAAGAAGAGCAUGCAGAAGAGAAUGAGCAUGAGGGGGAGUCCAAGAAGCGUCCUAAGACAACUUAUGUGCCAAAUAUUGCUCCUCCAAAGCUCCCCGAUGGUGAGAAGGUGGAUUUUGAUGACCUGCACCGUAAAAGACUAGAAAAGGAUUUCAACGACCUCCAGACCUUGAUCGAGUCACAUUUCUCCACUCGCCAGAAAGAGGAGGAAGAGCUGGUUGCACUGCGGAACCGCAUUGAACGCCGUCGAGCUGACAGAGCGGAACAACAGAGAGUCCGCACCGAGCAGGAUCGUGAACGCCAAGCCCGUCUGGCUGAGGAGAGGGCGAGGCGCGAGGAAGAGGCCGCUAAACUGCGUGCUGAGGAGGAGGCAAAGAAGAAGAAGAUAUUCACCAACAAGUCCUUUGGCGGCUACCUGCAGAAGGUGGACCAGAAGAAGGGGAAGAAGCUGACAGCAAGAGAGGAGAAGAAGAAGGCCCUGAUGGAACGCCGGAAGCCGCUCAACAUCGACCACCUGAACCAGGAGAAGCUGGCAGAGAAGGUGCAGGACCUCUGGCAGUGGCUUCACCAGUUGCACGCCGAGAAGUUUGAGCUGGCUGAAAAGCUCAAGAGGCAGAAGUACGACAUCUACGUGCUCCGGAACCGAGUCAGCGACCACCAGAGGGGCUCCAAAGCAUCUAAGACCUCCCGCGGGGCCAAGGGCAAGUCUGGCUCAUGGAAGUAAGGGCCACUUGCAUCUGGACAGCCAAGUUGUUUCUUGACUAUUUGGCUCAUACUUCCAUCUUGUAUCAUAAAAGCUAUCCCAGGGAUUGUGUGUGGAUUUGAGUAGGAACGUAUUUGGGGGGACUGACGUAAAUAAAGUUAAUCAAGCCAUAACAUCCUGAAUGAUGUAUAAAUAUCUGUUCUAACUUUGUGAUGCUGGUGUUCACUAGUUCAUCUGUUCACAAGCUGUGGUUGAAGCCUUCAUUAAACCUGAUUGAAUGU